CAUUGUCUUCAUGCCCCUUCAUCCAAUCGAAUGCACCAACGUCUACACCCAACAAUUUGAGUUCUUUAAUCAAACCUUCGGCCGGAAAAUUAUUGCCCUUCUGCCGCAAUGCUGGGUUCCGGCGGCAUUUCGUCCUGGCUUCUAGGGUUUCUUCAAGACCACUUUCAGAAACCCGAGGAUCUUGCCUCCAUCAAUUCUCUUACGGAUCGGCUGAAGCAAGAGUUCGGUGAUCACGAAAUUGAACUCCUCCACCUACAGAGAAGACUAUCCCUUGCCGUAUCUUCAUGGAUCUCCAAAUCCAACGACGUUGGGAGGAUCCUUAGCGGGAUAGAAUCCAAUCAUCGUUGCACAUUCCGAGAUGGAACUGCGAGACCGCAUGAGAAAAUCUUACUUGUGGAGUUACCCUUGAUUGCUAAGGAGGUUGGUCGCAUCCAGUCAAUCAGGUUCUAUGCAGAGACUGCGCUACAUCUGGAAAUCUUAGUCGGUGACCUUGAAGAUGCAACCUUGGCAAUGUUGAAACAAGUUUCAAGGAAGAAGCUUGAAAAUGUGCUUUCCAAAGUAUCAAUUCAAACUCAGGAGAUUGGAUGGCGGCUGGUAAAACUGCUUGUGGCAGUAAAGGCUGUGAAAGAUAUUGAAGAAAUUCUAGCUGGUGUUGCAAAAAGCAGGCCUUGGUGGACAAAUUUGCUUGAAGCCGUUGAUUCCAGAGUGGAGAAAGCUCUGGCCAUUUUGAGACCACAAUGUCUCAUUGAUUACAGAAUUUUAAUUACAUCCCUUGGAUGGCCGCCAUCCCUUUCAACCACUAAAUUGCAAAAAGAUAAUUGCAUGGUAAUGCAACAAUCGUUUUUUCUAAUGCAAGGGGAAGAGAAAUCCAGGUUUUCUCAGAGCUUCUCGGCAUUAUGUUCCCUGCAGCAGCUACAGGCCAUGCGAGAUGAGCGCGCGAGUCUUCUGCAGAGAAAUCAAUCGGCAUUUAAUUCAUCAGAUUCCAAGGAUAUGGGUGAAGUUUUUUCAUUCUUUAAACAUGGCCUAUGGCCAAUCGAUGAACUUGUGAACCUCGUUGCCUUACGGAUGGAAUAUCAUUUCAACAGAUGGUUUGACCAGCCGCAUUUCAUCUUUGCCCUUGUUCACAAAACUACCCAAAAUUUUUUGGAUGGAGUGGAAAAUAAUUUGCAGCCUUUGAUUGAUCAUGCUAGACUGCUGGGUUGUAGUGCCAAGGAAGCUUGGGCGAUAGCAAUGGUGAGAAAUCUUUUGGGGUAUUUUGAAAGACAGUUGUUUCCUGUCCUUGUUAAAGAUCUCUACAACAAGGAUGCUGACUCAGAGGUAAGUUCUUCAUUGCUUCAUGUGGUUGACCUUAUGAUCACUUUUGAUAAGCGGAUGAAGAUUCUUUCAACUUUAGGAACUCAUGUUACUGAAGCAUUUGCUUCUAUUGAGGGCUUGUCAAUAAUGUCAAUAUUCAACGAGCGUUCUGAUUGGCUUCAGAUUUGGGCUGAAAUGGAAGUGAAUGAUGCUGAAGGCAAGCUAAAACCUAUGCUGGAAGAAGAAAGAAGCUGGUUGGAAGGUUUUAGAAAUCAGGGACAUAGCUAUGAGAAAGAGGAGACAUUCCUUCUUUUAUCAAGAGAAGACUAUAAAGCUCCAUUAAUGGCAGAUUCUGUUUUGCGUUUAGGUUGGGAAAUGAUUGAGAGAGGAUUGGCCUUACCAUGCGCUCAAAGAAGGAAACAAUUCAUCAGCUCUUCUGCAAAUCUAUUCCUGAGUAACUUCUUCAACCUCCUGUUUGAACGUAGCAGAAAUUUUGAAUUUAUGGAUGUCUCAGAGGAUUCUCAAUUGUUGAGAGUUUGCAGCGCUAUAAACACUGCAUGUUACUGUGAACAUGUUCUGCAUUAUUGGAGUGAGGAUGUGAAUCUGAAUGAAAUGUUUGAGGAUGAAAUAAUGUUUCUGGUGAAGCUUCAAACUGAUUGUCUUGAGGUGAUUGCAACUUCUCUCCUCCUCCAUUUUGAUGAUUUAUGCUGGAAUUAUGUUCAAGAUAGGAAGCAGUGGGAAAUAAAGCAAGUUGACUCAGAUCCGGAUGAAGAUCAUCUGUGCAUAUCAUCUGGCUUUAUCGAAGCCCUGGACAUGUUGCAAGCGCGAAUCUGGUUCCUGAAUCUUAAUCUUAAUUCCCAUAAGUUUUUGGAUUUAUGGAGAAGUAUUGCAGGAGGGCUUGAUCAUUUUAUUUUCACCAGCGUUCCAAUGAGCAACGCAAGGUUCUCUUCUUUGGGGGUCUAUCGGUUCAGGAAUGAUAUGAAGGCCCUUUUCCUUAUCUUUAAACUGUUCUGUGCAAGGCCUGAAGCAUUUUUUCCAUGCACAAGUAAUUGUUUGAAGCUGUUGGAAAUGAACAAGAAAGAUGCUGAGCAGAUGCUUGAAGUUUUGUCGCAGCGGGAUAUGAAACCAGGAGAGUGCUUGCGACUCCAAGGAUUAUUUCAUGUGUCUCCAGCUCAAUCUGAAACGAUAUUGAGAAACCGAAUUUUUGGGGGCUAAACAUUUGACCCUGGGUUGCACAAUGUCGAUGAUGAAAUGGCUAUAUCGAUGCAGGCUCUAGAGCAACCAUGGCGCAAAUGCUGUAUAACAACAUCACGGCCGCCGAGCUUGCGGCAGCAAAGCAGCUUCUGGCUUUAAGAGGCGGCGAUUGGGGAGACGAGUUGAUAUCAAGACCAACGAGGUCGCCGGAAAUCAUGGAUGUGAUCGGUAAGCGGCGGCGGAUACUGAGAAGGUAUCGAAGAAUCAGUGAUUUAUAUUCGGCUUUGCCGGCGGUGAUUGAUGGCAGCCAGAAAAGUGAUUUCCAGUGGGGUGGAGAAUGG
Phalaenopsis equestris is the source of this 2828-nucleotide messenger RNA. Its product is annotated as RINT1-like protein MAG2L. Bases 109 to 2508 code for a protein of 799 amino acids. Lineage: Eukaryota; Viridiplantae; Streptophyta; Magnoliopsida; Asparagales; Orchidaceae. The transcript has 5 exons. Gene Ontology annotation, biological process: endoplasmic reticulum to Golgi vesicle-mediated transport; retrograde vesicle-mediated transport, Golgi to endoplasmic reticulum; regulation of ER to Golgi vesicle-mediated transport. The record is from RefSeq and is a predicted model, not a curated record. Gene Ontology annotation, cellular component: Dsl1/NZR complex.